Messenger RNA from Toxotes jaculatrix (banded archerfish), 978 nucleotides. It is a transcript of the gene rpp30, whose product is annotated as ribonuclease P/MRP 30 subunit. NCBI's taxonomy places the organism in Eukaryota, Metazoa, Chordata, Actinopteri, Toxotidae. Bases 50 to 877 code for a protein of 275 amino acids. The transcript is spliced from 12 exons. The record is from RefSeq and is a predicted model, not a curated record. Gene Ontology annotation, biological process: tRNA processing; translation. Gene Ontology annotation, cellular component: ribosome; nucleolar ribonuclease P complex. Gene Ontology annotation, molecular function: structural constituent of ribosome; RNA binding.
UCGGUCGUGCGCAUGUGGCGGAAAGUUGCUGGUGGCAGGCAGCAGCAUCAUGUCUGUGUUUAUGGAUUUAAACCUGAGCUACACGGCGGAUAAGAGCAGACUGCAGAGUAUGAUAGAGACGGCGGCUCACCUCGGUUUCUCCACAGUCGCCAUCAACUACGUGUUUGAGCCCACGACCAAAAAGAAACAGGAGAUCCCCACCCCAACACCGAUCAAUGAGCUGAUCGAUCAACUGCCCAUCGUGCAGGGUCGCUCUCGUCCAAUCAGAGUGCUGAACAGACUGACGGUGGUGAUGUCAGACUCCAGUCACUUCAGGCCGAACGCUGCAGAGUAUCGGAGUUUCGACCUUCUGGCCGUCCAGCCCACCACAGAGAAACUCUUCCAUGCUGCCUGUAUGUUGUAUGAUGUCGACAUCAUCUGUAUCUCAGUCACAGAGAAACUUCCCUUCUUCUUCAAGAGAGCACCAGUGAACGGGGCUGCAGACAGAGGUCUGGUGUUUGAGGUCUCAUACGCCGCCGCCAUCAGAGACUCCACCAUGAGACGUUACACCAUCGCUAACGCCGUCAGUCUCAUGGAGACCUGUAAAGGAAAGAGUGUGAUCCUGUCCAGUGCAGCAGAGAAGGCUCUGGAGCUCAGAGGUCCGUACGAUGUCGCCAACCUAGGUUUGUUGUUCAGUUUGUCAGACGGAGACGCCAAAGAAUCCAUCUCCUCCACCUGUCGCUCAGUUCUGCUCCACGCAGAAACCAGGAAGACGGCCAGUGGGAUCAUCUACACCAUGAAGAGCUGCGGUGGCUCGUCCGGCCAGCAGGAGGCGCCACCACGCUGUGACCACGGUGAAACUCCUGCUGCCAAGAGACACAAACCUCCCACUGAUUGACAGCUGAGGAGGGCGGGACCCGGGGAACUCGUCUGACGUCUGAGUUUUGAUGUUUUUUGUUUCUUUGUUUGUUUUUUUUCUAAUAAAAUUCGAAGAAUCUC